Messenger RNA from Telopea speciosissima, 1938 nucleotides. RefSeq names its product putative disease resistance protein At3g14460. Gene Ontology annotation, molecular function: protein binding. Bases 1 to 1938 code for a protein of 645 amino acids. Lineage: Eukaryota; Viridiplantae; Streptophyta; Magnoliopsida; Proteales; Proteaceae. Gene Ontology annotation, biological process: defense response to other organism. The record is from RefSeq and is a predicted model, not a curated record. The transcript is spliced from 2 exons.
AUGGCACUGCAGGUUGAUCCAUUAUCUGCCGCUGCAACUCUUCUAACUGUUGCCUACCUUCCGGAUAUAGUUCACUGUUUCAAAUCUAAACUUGGUUUGUCUAGCAGUGAUGAUGCUAAACUACAUACACUCUCUUGGAACAUCGCUAAUAUUGAGCAAAUACUUGAUGAAGUGGAGUAUGAUCAACUACUGGAUAGCUCUGCGUUGGCCAAGAUCAGACGUCUUAGAUAUGCAAGCUAUCGAGCAGAGGACGAGCUGGACGAAAUUUUAAUUGCCCGAUCCGAGAAAUUGGGUCAACCAACUCAAAGUUCUUACAAUCAGGUAUUCAGCUUUUUCUCCUCAUCUGAAACCAUAACUCCUGAGAGCUUAGGUAUCAAGAGUUCAGCUAGAAUGAUGAACGAGGUAAUGCCUUCAAUCUCUGAUCCUGCAAGGAGCUCAAUAUUGAACUCCAGAUCCCCUUCCUCCUCUAUUGAUUCAUCAUGGUCAAUCUAUAAAAAACUCCCUGCACCUCUGAAAAAAUGUUUUGUGUUGUUUUCAAUAUUCACGAGGAAUCAUAAAUUUGAGAAAGAAAAUUUAGUCCAAUUAUGGAUGGGUGAAGAUUUCAUUCGGGACGACGGACAGAACAAAAAGUUAGAAGAUAUAGGGAGUAGUUAUUUUGAUAAGCUGUUAGAAAGCUCCUUUUUUUUAUUAAAUUCAGAUGAUAUUUACCAACUGAAGGGUGAUUUCCAUGAGCUUGCAAAGUUUGUUUCUUGUGGAGAAUGUCUGACAAUAAAUGAAAGUGAAGCUGUAGCAGAUUACUUAUCCCGCUUGACGGAUUGUCUACGCCAUUUUUCACUGCAUUGUGAAAAUUAUUUGGUGAACACAGCUGAUGUUCUUGCUGGAUGUGAAGGAUUGCGUACUUUCCUUCUGCACAUUGGAGGCAAGAGAAGCAUCCAUCAUAAAGUUAAACUUCCUUAUAAUCAAUUUACAUGUUUCAAACGCUUGCGUGUGUUGGAUAUAAGUUGUUCUUCCACCAUUGAAGUUCCAGAUUCUAUUGGUUGUUUGAAGCACCUCCGGUACCUUGAUCUCUCUAAAUCUAUAAUUGAAAAGUUGCCCAAGACCAUCUGUAAACUUCGUAGUUUACAGAUACUGAAACUCAAUGGUUGUAAGAAACUCAAAAACUUGCCUUGCUUGGAGGAUCUUCGUAGCUUGAAAAAGCUUUUGUUAGACAAAAAUCACUAUUUAGACUCCUUGCCACCAGGAAUUGGGCAAUUAACUAUGCUUGAGACAUUUUCUUGUCCAUUUGUUUUGGAAGACGCUAAGGAGGCUGCACUAAAUGAUAAACAGUUUCUUUGCCAAUUGAAGUUGAAGUGGACUGAGGAACCCACUGGACAGUACUAUAGAUUUGAAGAGGUUCUUGAAGGCCUCCAACGACAUAGUAAUCUGGAAACAUUAAAAAUAUUAGGUUAUGGUGGUUGGAGUUUUCCAGACCGGAUGACUAAUGACUCCAGUUCAUUUGGAAAACUUAAGAAAGUUUCCUUGAGAAAUUGCAAAAGAUGUCAAUAUCUUCCUCCCCUUUGGCGUCUCCCAAUGCUUAAGACACUUUCUAUAAGUGAAAUGGAUCAAAUAGAGCAGUUGAACAAUGACUCUUUUCUUGGAAGUGGAAGCGGAAUUGGGUUUUCAUCGCUUGAGAUGCUUAAAGUUAAAAACAUGCCUAAUUUGAAAAUUUGGCUUGUAGAACAGAAUGGUAACAGUGAUUGGCUUCCUUUUCCCAACCUUAAUCGACUUAUGUUCAAGGAUUGUCCCAUGCUAGAGGAACUUAAAGUGCUUCACAUGCUCAAUUCCCUCUGCUUUCUGAAAAUCAAAGAAUGUCCAUUACUAACUGGAUGGAUGGAUCAACAGCCAGGUUGGCAGAAAAAGCAGGAAGACGAUGGAAGCUUGAUGUACCAACGCAUAUGA